This is a messenger RNA of Candidozyma haemuli, 1245 nucleotides long. RefSeq names its product Rme1p (gene RME1). NCBI's taxonomy places the organism in Eukaryota, Fungi, Ascomycota, Pichiomycetes, Serinales, Metschnikowiaceae. Bases 1 to 1245 code for a protein of 414 amino acids. The record is from RefSeq and is a predicted model, not a curated record. The transcript has a single exon.
AUGUUCUGCAAAGUAUCCAACAACGACACCCAUUGGCCUGGAAAGGAUGAAUACAUGCCACCCACCUUGGACAAAUCCUGGACCUCUUACAAAGAGGACACUGAUCUACGUUUCCAGUUUGAUUCAGGUAGAUUAUUGAAUCCUUCAGCCACCGGCUCAAUUCCACCAACGAAUGAGGAGAAUCUUUACAAGGAGAGAAAAUCCUUGGAUGGCGAAGAUGAGUUAGGUGUCUUUGAUUUCGAAGGCCGAUUUCAACUUGGUGAUGCAUCCUUCUUCGAUGACGGUGCUUUGCUGAGAACAGAAAAUUUCCCACAAGGUAAACGUUUUAGUGAUGCAUCUUUUGGUCAGAAUUCUUUGUUACUGGCACCGGAAGACCCAGGCAUUCAAGAGACAGUGAUACCUGCUUCAUUAUCAGACUCACCGACUCAUUUGAACCUGAGUUUUGCAUCUCCAACGAGCGAUGCAACUUUUGAGUCGUUGAAGCAUUGGGAUAUGUAUCUACCCAACCGACUGACCAGCACAUCUGGUACCAACCUAUACUCCAAUUAUUUUGGUGACAUCGCACAACCCAUUACAAUACCAAAUGCCGACAACAUCGAAGACAAGAUGAGUAAGAGAAUGAGUCAAACUCUGGAAGAGUCAGAAAAGACUAAGGUAUCAGAAGGAUCAUACGGCUCGUUCUCCCUGUCCAACAGUGAUCCACCUUUGCUUUCUAACCAAGUGGACCCUGGCGAUACCGCUUUGCCCAAUACUGCACCACUGGGUAAGACGACGCAAGGCUCAACACAGAGUCGCCUUCAGUCCCUCUACGAUAGGGUCGGCAAGGCAGACUCAAGUAACAGACCCAUUUCUUGUGGAUGCUGUGGGAAGACUUUCAAUGGCUUCAUCGAGCUAGCUAAACACAUUGAUGACAAAAAGCUCGUCAGGGAAAACUUUUGUCCUGACGAAACAUGUACAUUUUCCGUUAUUGGUUUCAAUCGCCGUAUAGCGCUUCGCAGACACAUCUGCAACCACCACCUCAAAGAGUACAAUGCUAGAACUAGGGGAGACAAGCACACCUGUUCGCUACCCGAAGAUGACUACGAAUUAUCUGAGUCGAAGGAAGACUUGAAACAAUUUUUGAAACUAGUCUAUGUCUGCAAGGUAUCUCAUUGUGCUAGGGCUUUUUACCGACUGGACAGUCUUCUUCGCCAUCACAGAUGUGUUCAUCAACCCGGACCACAACACGUUACAAAAUUCUGUUAA